CGCACAAGGCUGUGUUUUUUUUAUGAAUGAACAGCCUCAGGAGCGUGAGAAAAGCCAAGAUGAAGAUGAGGAGGAUGAUGUCAGAGCGCCCCCCCCUCCUCCCACGCACCCCCACCUAAAAACCGCCUCAGACCGCACCGCUUCAUUCCAGCCUCCAUGUUCGUGACACGGAGGCAAGCGGCUCCACUCCACUCCCGCAGCGCCAUCAAAUAGGCUCGCCCUGACAACGUUGCCGUGGAAACCCCUCAUCACGUCUCCUCCUCCUCGCGCACGCCCACGCCGCACGCAUCGACACGAGCGGUAUUCCCGCCGCGCCCCUUCUUGCCGUGCCUGAUGAAUAAUCCAUGUGGAGGCAGCUGGCUCCACGGAAGGCAUGCCAUGUGCAUUUAGGGAUGCUCUCCCGCUCAGAUGAUGGACUUCUUCACGUGGAGGCCAUCUGACCCCGCCGACUUGUUUUUGAGGAAGGCGACAGCCAUGUUCCUACUGACCUCUACCAAUUCCCCGUACGCGCUGAACGCCGCGUGACGCCUUCGUCCCCGGCCCCCCCGUGGAGGACUUACGGCUUAAAGGAAGACGUCGCCAUGUUCUGCUUCUGUUUCCAGAGCCCGUCCCUCAAGCUGCAAGCCCUGGAGGCGGACACGGGUCCCCCUAACCCAGCACCCGAGGACCAGAAGAGCCUGCCAGCCCACCGCCAGCCUCCCUCCAGUCACACGCCGGUUCUCCACUCGCCUCCGCCAGUGGAGCGCCCACAGCCUGUCGACUCCUCGCCAUCCGGUCCUGCGUGCUCCCCCGCCCCGCCACCGUGGGGCGAUGAGGAGCCCCUGUCCAGCUCUCCGGGCUCCACCAGCAGCCCUCCUCUCCUCUCCAGCCUCACCACCAGCGAGUGUCCCGUGCCGUCGCCGCGCUGCCCCAACCUGAGCGGCAGUCUGCGCUACAACCUGGACCCCGACAGCGCCCCCUCGCCGCCGUGCUCGCAGCACAUCCGCAUGGCGCGCUGCAGCGUCCGCGCCGAGCCUGAUGACGCCGCCUCGUCCGUGUCGGUGCUGAAAAGACACGUUCAGACCUUGAGGAAGAGGAUCCGGCAGCUGGAGGAGCAUUUUGAGCAGGAGAGGCUGAAGCCGUCCUCCUACGACAAGACCGCACACCCGGAAGUUGCCAGACUGAUCAAGGAGCUCCUGAAGAGCCGCAAGCAGCUUAAAGAGCUCAAGCUGUGUGACGUAGAGGCCGACGUCCUGAGGGGGUCUUUGAUGGCCCCGAGGGAGUCUGGACUCUCAGGACCUGAGCUGGAACACAUCAACAACAGCAGCAACAGCGUGGAGGACACUCUGCACGUCAUGGCCAGCAGGCUGAAGGACCGGAGACGAGAGCUGGGACUGCCGGACAGCAUCCAGGACAUGAACCAUCACCAGAUGAGCUUGGAGAAGUCCAGCCUGCAGAAGUGUCUCCUCUACUUUGAGAGUCUGCAUGGACGUCCGAGUACAGUUCAGGAAUGUUCCGUCAUCAAGCCUUUCUAUGAUCGCUAUCACGUCCUCAAACAGCUGCUGCUCCCCUCCUCCUCCUCACCCACGCUCAUCACCACCAUCGAGGAAGAGGAGGGUUCUGAUGAAGAGCCAAACCCCACACCAGGAAGUGAGUCAUUGGGGGCGCCGCUCUCUGCUCCCGCCGUGGAGAUAUCCCACACACCUGUGGUGUCUCCCCUGGAGGAGGUCAAGUCUCUCCAGAUGCAGGUGGUCACCAUGGCAACGCUACAUGAGGCCUCCAGAUCUGAAUUAUUAGACCACCUGAGGAUCACACGCUUGGAAAAACGAAGGCUUCAUCGAGCGCUUCGAGAGUUUGAAGACCUUUUCUACACGCUGAGUGGCAGGGUCUGUCAAAAGGACGACCGCGGCCCUAUGGCAGAGGAGUACCGCCAGUACAAGAACCUCAAAGCAAAGCUCCGCCUCCUGGAGGCUCUGCUCAGUAAAAAAGAGGAAAGAGCCAAGAGCAGCUGAGCUCCUCACAGUGUCCAGAAGAAAUGAUGCACUUUACAGGAAGAUGGAAGUCCAAAAAGCACAAGAUGGCGCGACGUGUUAGUUAUGUAGCGUACUUCCUUACUUUAUUGUACACCAUGAUUAGUGGAUUUAUGGCACUUUGCUCACAGUGUGAAAUAUGCAUAUCUUGGCAAAAUAAACCUAUGACGGAGUAUUGGGGCCACCGUGACAAGUCCAGGGGAAAAUAGAUAAGUCAUGUGAGAGAAGAAGGAGAAGGUUGCAAUAUUGUGAGAAUAAAAUCGAAUGUGGUGGCUAGGGAUGAUGUUCCAAACGGUUCUCCCGGUUGUUCGAUAAGAAAAGAACCGUUCGAUAAAAAAAGAACCGAUUCCAUGGACUCCAAUCCCUUUUUGAGAACCGGUUCCCGUUAUCGAGGCCACUAUAGUAAAGAAAAAAAAUUGGUUCUUUAUACAAAUCCCUGGGAACGAAUCCCGUCCAACAGGAAAUGCCCUGUGGGACAUCACAGGAAAUGACGCAGCUCAGUCAUUAGACUGGGCUACAUAAUUUCCUGUGAUGUCACACAAGCAGUAAAAAUAAUGGACCGGAAAAAACGCCUCGAGGCAUGGCUAUUCACAUAUAGUGAGCACAGAGACAGCUUGUUUUUGUGUUACUGUUUAUAUUUGUUUUUCUGAAAAAUCCCACUUAAUAUACACUACCGUUCAAAAGUUUGGGGUCACAUGUAAAUGUCCUUAUUUUUGAAGGAAAAGCACUGUACUUUUCAAUGAAGAUAACUUUAAACUAGUCUUAACUUUAAAGAAAUACACUCUAUACAUUGCUAAUGUGGUAAAUGACUAUUCUAGCUGCAAAUGUCUGCUUUUUGGUGCAAUAUCUACAUAGGUGUAUAGAGGCCCAUUUCCAGCAACUAUCACUCCAGUGUUCUAAUGGUACAAUGUGUUUGCUCAUUGGCUCAGAAGGCUAAUUGAUGAUUAGAAAACCCUUGUGCAAUCAUGUUCACACAUCUGAAAACACUUUAGCUCGUUACGGAAGCUACAAAACUGACCUUCCUUUGAGCAGUUUGAGUUUCUGGAGCAUCACAUUUGUGGGCUCAAUUAAACGCUCAAAAUGGCCAGAAAAAGAGAACUUUCAUCUGAAACUCGACAGUCUAUUCUUGUUCUUAGAAAUGAAGGCUAUUCCACUAAAUUGUUUGGGUGACCCCAAACUUUUUAACGGUAGUGUACUUUGGGUAACAACAGUCAAUAUUUUUUUUAUUUUUUUUUGGGGGGGGGGGGUAACAGUCAAUAUUUAUUCAUUUAUUUUAUUUUAUUUUCUUCUUAUAAAAUAAAAGUGAGCUUUUGUUAAACCAAAUAUUGUGUUUUUUUCCAUAUACAACAACCUAUCUGGAUUCGAUAAGAGAUUCGAUAAGGAAUCGGUUCGAUAAGAGGAUUCGAUAAUGGGCUCAAACUCGAUCAUUUCUUAUCAAACAUCAUCCUUAGUGGUGGCUAAUAUUUUUUAGAACAGUCAUAAUAUUACAAGGAGGAAGUCCAAAUAUGUUAACAGUCAUAUUUUUAAAAAGUCACAUUACAUGAAUAUUUUUGGAGUCCUAUUUACAAACAUCAGCUUGUAAAUGACUGGGACAAAGAAGUAAAGAGUUAUAUUACCAGAGUUAAAUCCUACGUUCACAUUAUUGUAUUACAACAGAAAAGUUCCACUAAUAAUACUUUGUAGUCAGUGUGGCCCUGCUACUCCUUUUAGGACAUGUUGCAUUUCUGCUUUGUGCCGUCUUUUCUAAUGUCAUUCUUCUUUUUAUGAACAGUGUUCAUAAUCACUAAUCCCUCCUGCUCCAUAGAACACUCUCUAUAUACUGGAUAUGUACAGAUGAAUGUCUCCAUAAAAAAUAAAUAUUUUUCCACAUUUA
Entelurus aequoreus (snake pipefish) is the source of this 3882-nucleotide messenger RNA. RefSeq names its product family with sequence similarity 13 member C (gene fam13c). NCBI's taxonomy places the organism in Eukaryota, Metazoa, Chordata, Actinopteri, Syngnathiformes, Syngnathidae. The coding region runs from base 582 to 1991 and encodes 469 amino acids. The record is from RefSeq and is a predicted model, not a curated record. The transcript has 11 exons.